GGUGGGCCGACCACAUGCACAAACGCCAUUUGGUCAACCCCAAAAAAUGCGGACCUUUCCAUCACCGUGCCCCAUCUCGUAUUCUUUACAAAGCUAUCCGUGGUAUGACUCCCCACAAGACCGCCCGAGGUGCCGCAGCUCUUCAGAGGAUCAAACUUUACGAGGGAAUGCCACCACCUUACGACCGCAAGAAGAAGAUGGUCAUCCCCAACGCUCUUCGAGUUUUAAGACUCAAACCCGGUCGUAAAUGGUGCACUAUCAAACGUCUCAGUCACGAGUACGGUUGGGGUUACAAGGAUGUCGUUGAUACCCUCGAGGCCAAGAGGAAGGUCAAGGCUCAAGCUUUCCAUGAGCGUAAAGUUGCUCUUCUCAAAGCCCGUAACCAAGUUAUCUCCUCCUCCGCUGCCCCUGUUCAAGAAAAGCUCGCUGCUUUGGGUUAUUGAAGACCAUGAAAUUUAAUCAUACUGUC
This is a messenger RNA of Melampsora larici-populina 98AG31, 469 nucleotides long. RefSeq lists its product as uncharacterized. Lineage: Eukaryota; Fungi; Basidiomycota; Pucciniomycetes; Pucciniales; Melampsoraceae. The record is from RefSeq and is a predicted model, not a curated record. Gene Ontology annotation, molecular function: mRNA binding; structural constituent of ribosome. Gene Ontology annotation, biological process: negative regulation of translation; translation. Gene Ontology annotation, cellular component: cytosolic large ribosomal subunit; ribosome. The transcript has 2 exons. Bases 15 to 443 code for a protein of 142 amino acids.